Messenger RNA from Odobenus rosmarus divergens (Pacific walrus), 835 nucleotides. It is a transcript of the gene NDUFA5, whose product is annotated as NADH dehydrogenase (ubiquinone) 1 alpha subcomplex, 5, 13kDa. The record is from RefSeq and is a predicted model, not a curated record. NCBI's taxonomy places the organism in Eukaryota, Metazoa, Chordata, Mammalia, Carnivora, Odobenidae. Bases 105 to 455 code for a protein of 116 amino acids. Gene Ontology annotation, biological process: respiratory electron transport chain. The transcript has 5 exons.
CGAAGCUGUUUCCAAGGUGACGGUGUGGCGGCCUCGGUGGUGGAUUGAGCGGGUCUGAGCGAGGUUCCCAGAGGACUGCGCGUCCCCGUCCUGUCGGCGCCGUCAUGGCGGGUUUGCUGAAGAAGACCACCGGCCUUGUGGGAUUAGCUGUAUGUGAAAGUCCACACGAGAGGCUAAGAAUAUUGUACACAAAGAUUCUUGAUGUUCUUGAGCAAAUUCCUAAAAACGCAGCAUAUAGAAAGUAUACAGAACAGAUUACAAAUGAGAAGCUGAGUAUGGUUAAAGCGGAACCAGAUGUUAAGAAAUUAGAAGACCAACUUCAGGGUGGCCAACUAGAAGAGGUGAUUCUUCAGGCUGAAAAUGAACUAAGUCUGGCCAGAAAAAUGUUACAGUGGAAACCAUGGGAGCCUUUAGUGGAAGAGCCUCCUGCCAACCAGUGGAAGUGGCCAAUAUAAUCAUCAUUGAAUGACUAGUGUGUUCAUGGGAAAGGGAUGUAAUUAAAUGUUCUGUUAUAUUAAAAAUGUUUCUAUAUUAUUGACAUAAUCAAAAAAACUAAUACAGACCAUAUUUAGGACACUUCUUAAAAUUGAUACUAUGGUAAUAGGGACUUGUGAAUCCAUUUUUGAUAUGUAAAGCAUUCAUUUAAGCUAUCUUAAAGAUUUUGUUGUUGGGAGUUUUUUUUGUUGUUUGUUGUUUGUUUUUUACAGAGAGGUUGUGGAAAGAUUUGAAAGUUAAUUGGAAAAAUUCCUAUAGAUUUUCAAUGCAGAAGCCAUAACCAAAAUGUUAAGUAUUUAUAGUGGCAUCUUCAACACAUCAUUUAAUGAUUUUUAUCUUG